GCGUCAGGAGGAGGGAUGGGCCGGCUCGCCGCGACCCGGCAGGGCUUGUUUACUAUGGCUGAUGAUCUGGAGCAGCAGCCUCAAGGCUGGCUGAGUAGCUGGCUGCCAGCUUGGCGCCCCACAUCCAUGUCUCAGCUGAAGAACGUGGAAUCCAAAAUUCUUCAAUGCCUCCAGAACAAGUUCCUGGCUCGGUAUGUGUCCCUCCCAAACCAAAACAAGAUCUGGACGGUGACCGUGAGCCCCGAGCUCAGAGAGCGCACCCCACUGGUGAUGGUGCAUGGUUUUGGGGGCGGCGUGGGCCUCUGGAUCCUCAACAUGGACUCCCUGAGUGCCCGACGCACCCUGCACACCUUUGAUCUGCUCGGUUUCGGGCGAAGCUCAAGGCCAACGUUCCCGAGGGACCCGGAGGGCGCAGAGGAUGAGUUUGUGACCUCAAUAGAGACAUGGCGGGAGACUAUGGGGAUCCCCAGUAUGAUCCUCCUGGGCCACAGUUUGGGAGGAUUCCUGGCCACCUCUUACUCCAUCAAGUACCCCGACAGAGUUAAGCACCUCAUCCUGGUGGACCCGUGGGGCUUUCCCCUCCGACCGACAGACCCGAGUGAGAUCCGUGCACCCCCAACCUGGGUCAAGGCUGUGGCCUCUGUCCUAGGGCGUUCCAACCCACUGGCUGUUCUUCGAGUAGCGGGGCCCUGGGGGCCUGGUCUGGUACAGCGAUUCCGGCCAGACUUCAAGCGCAAGUUUGCAGAUUUCUUUGAAGAUGAUACCAUAUCGGAAUACAUCUACCACUGCAAUGCCCAGAACCCCAGUGGAGAGACUGCGUUCAAGGCCAUGAUGGAAUCCUUCGGCUGGGCCCGGCGCCCCAUGUUGGAGCGAAUUCACUUGAUUCGAAAAGAUGUGCCCAUCACCAUGAUCUAUGGGGCCAACACCUGGAUUGAUACCAGCACGGGGAAGAAGGUGAAGCUGCAGCGGCCGGAUUCCUAUGUCCGAGACAUGGAGAUCGAGGGCGCGUCACAUCACGUCUACGCAGACCAGCCACACAUCUUCAAUGCCGUGGUGGAGGAGAUCUGCAACUCUGUGGACUGAGCGUCUGUCUGCGAAGGAAGAGGAAGCCAGAGAGUCGCUCCCACCUCCCUGUCUGCUUACUCACCUUCUGUCCUUUCCUCUCCAACUAACACGUGCCAGCCCCGCAGAGGCCGAGGGCAGGACCCCAGUGAAAAAGAGCGCCCCCCCCCCCAUGAGGCCACAUGCACGGCCAGCAGCAGCCUUGAGAGGCCUUGAGCUCCCCAGCCCGGGGAAGAGCGCGAAGGGUUGCGUCGUGCCACCCCUUUGUCCCCAUGCCAAGUGUUGCCCGGACGAUGGCUGUGAAGGGAUUGCACUGAGCCACGUUCCCUCCCUGUGCCAAAGGGAGGGCGGCCUCUUCCCCCAGGGCGCAGGAGCGGCCUUUCCCAGCUCUGGCUCCCCCCAUCCCAUACCAGCUCCACCCGGGGCCCUGGCUGGCACCCUCUUCACAACCAACCAAGAGCAGGCCUGGGACUGUUGUGACCGGCAACUUCUUCUCCAACCUGGGCUGGCAGCUCCAAAGCCCUCACGAACCUCUGAGGGACAUGGCUGGCCCAUGUGACACAGAUCUGGUCCCGGAGAGCUGAGGCGAAAACCAGGCCUGCUGGCACCCCGCGCUUGUGCAGACCCCAUUGCCGCAGAAAGGAUCCUAAUCACCCCUGCCCCCCACAUUCCAGUCCCACUGGGCAGGGGUGCUGCAGGUCCUGCUCUGCCUCUCAAUCCUGGCUGCCUCAGCUGGGGACACUCAAGUGCUUCCUUCCCUGCCCCUCGUACGUCCCAAUGGGUGGCCUCUGGGCCUCCCUCUGUGCCUUGGGCCCUGAAGCCCCACCUGCAGUGUAGAACAAAGGUGGCCCCUGGUGGAGAGCGAAGGGAAAGGCCUUCAGCCUGUCUAGACGUCCCCAUGCCCACUAGUAUGGCAGGAUUCCGUUCUGCCGUAAAACCAGCAGUUCCCUGUCCUUCUCUCCCAUGGGAUGGGUGUCUGGGCCCUACCACGCUCUCUCUCCUCCUGGUCUCCAGCUCAUCCCACCCCGGCCACCCUGUCUGUCUCUCGCAGGCUGGUUCCAGUUGUCGCUCCGAGGUUCUGGGUAAUGGGCUGGGCCUGGCCUCAGAACUCGGGGAGUGCCUGCCUUCCCCUUCACUUUUGUAAAGCCAACCCUUCCACCAGAAUAGUAUUAACUCCUGGUGCUUUGUUCUACUGGUCCAGCUGCCUUGGGCUCCUUUUCUAUAUUAAUAAAGAAAUGAGUAAAUGCUG
Sorex araneus (European shrew) is the source of this 2311-nucleotide messenger RNA. RefSeq names its product abhydrolase domain containing 4, N-acyl phospholipase B (gene ABHD4). The transcript is spliced from 7 exons. Gene Ontology annotation, cellular component: lipid droplet. Gene Ontology annotation, molecular function: phosphatidylcholine lysophospholipase A1 activity. Lineage: Eukaryota; Metazoa; Chordata; Mammalia; Eulipotyphla; Soricidae. Bases 16 to 1083 code for a protein of 355 amino acids. The record is from RefSeq and is a predicted model, not a curated record.